Messenger RNA from Aspergillus bombycis, 246 nucleotides. RefSeq lists its product as uncharacterized. The record is from RefSeq and is a predicted model, not a curated record. The transcript is spliced from 2 exons. Bases 1 to 246 code for a protein of 81 amino acids. NCBI's taxonomy places the organism in Eukaryota, Fungi, Ascomycota, Eurotiomycetes, Eurotiales, Aspergillaceae.
AUGACACCGUCUUCUCUCUCACUUCAGGCCUCGGCCUUGUCAUUUGUCGCCCUUUCCAUUGGACAUACGAUUGGAGGGAAACAAUGGACCGCUGAGCCGACAUUCAGGCAUAUUGCAGGCACGAAGCCAUGGGCCUGUGGGGUUAUUGGCUGGUACCAGGUAUUGACUACUACACAGCAGGAAACCAAAGACUUGGUCAGAGAUACUAACGAUGCCAUUCUUAGGGAAGCGCCUUUUUUCUCAUGA